Messenger RNA from Erigeron canadensis, 1048 nucleotides. RefSeq names its product protein-tyrosine-phosphatase PTP1-like. The coding region runs from base 35 to 1048 and encodes 337 amino acids. Gene Ontology annotation, biological process: protein dephosphorylation. Gene Ontology annotation, molecular function: protein tyrosine phosphatase activity. The transcript is spliced from 8 exons. Lineage: Eukaryota; Viridiplantae; Streptophyta; Magnoliopsida; Asterales; Asteraceae. The record is from RefSeq and is a predicted model, not a curated record.
UUGCUAAGAGUCUGGGUAGCUAUUAAGAGAGGCCAUGUAUUCGUCUAGCAACGCAACAUCCUUCGAUAUGUCUACUGGGUUUCCAUCAAAUCCGCCUCUCUCAUCCGAACAAAUCGAGUACUGCAAACAUGCUCACAGAAUUUUCAAGGCCAAACGUGCUAAUAAUGAACAACUCAUUAUAUAUGAGUUCAACAUACUAGAGCAGAAGAGUGUAAGGAGUGUGUCUGAAGUUAGUAGGCUUAGCUCGGUGGCUAAACUACCUAUUAAUGCUAUAAAAAACCGCUACGAAAGAGUUAUACCAUUUGAUUCAAAUAGGGUAACUCUUGAUCAAAGCGAAGAUUACAGUUCGUCUGAAAAGGGAUACAUCAAUGCUAGUUUCAUCGGUGCAGAGGUGACUAAUUCAUCUGAGGGUGUUUCUCGGUUCAUAGCCACUCAAGGCCCCCUUCCAGAAACCUUCAACGAUUUCUGGACAAUGGUACUCCAGAAACGUUGUCCGGCCAUUGUGAUGCUCACUCGGCUAGUUGAUCCUCCAGAGACUCCGAUGUGUGGAGACUAUUUUCAAGCAGAUAAUGGUGUGAGGCUGUUUGACAAUAUACGUAUGGUCACUAAAAGAAUCGUCACAACAGACAACAAAUUAGUGUUGCGCCAUCUUGAGGUGAAUUAUGAAGUAGAGUCAGAGAACCUUUGUCUGCCCGUAUUACAUAUCCAUUAUCCUAAAUGGCCUGAUAUGGGAGUUCCAAAAGAGACCAAUGUUGUUCGCGAGAUUUUUAGAAGAUUAUGCCAUUUACCAUCAACCCAAGUACCAAUUGUGGUGCAUUGCAGUGCCGGCAUUGGUAGAACUGGAACAUACUGUGCAAUUCAUAACACCAUCCAAAGAAUUCUCAUCGGUGACAUGUCUGCUUUAGAUCUUGCUAAAACCAUACGCACUUUUAGGGAUCAACGGAUAGGGAUGGUCCAAAACUUGGAGCAAUACAUUUUCUGCUUCAAAGCAAUUAUUGAAGAACUUGAAGACCUUGUUCCAACACUCAAGAGCACAAAAAAUGAUUGA